Molecule: messenger RNA, 811 nt
Organism: Culicoides brevitarsis
Lineage: Eukaryota; Metazoa; Arthropoda; Insecta; Diptera; Ceratopogonidae
Exons: 2
Coding region: 104-811 (235 amino acids)
Source: RefSeq, a predicted model, not a curated record
AUCGAGACAUGAAAAAAAGUAAACAAAACAAAAUUUCAUUUGAAUUUCAAAUAAUUCAUUAAAUUUUGAUUAAUUUUUAAUAAAUUCAAUAAAUUUGAAGAAAAUGAUUCGAAUCAAACAAAAGAAGGCAAAAAAACAAAAAGCAUCAAAAGCCCAAAUCUCCAACGACAAAUCCAUCCAAAAGGAGUCCAAGGCCUUGAAGAAAUCCAAAGCAAAGCUCGAAGCACAACAAGAUGUCAAACCGAAAAAGCUCAAAAACCUCCUUUUACGCAAAAAUGACUUUGACGAAGCAGACCAAGAAGAAGAUUCCCCGUUUCCCAUCACGAUCGACUUGCAAAAACACAUCAAACUCGCUCCGAAAAGCGAUUCUCGGCUGCAGCUCAGCAAAGAUUCCGUCGAUAUGAUCAAACAAAGUGACGCUGGCAUGUUCGACAGCAUCUCGGGAAUGUUAAAUCGUGGCGACGAGGAACUCGGCAUCGACGAACUGCUCGCCAAGAAGCAAAAGGCAAAGACAAAAGCAUUUUCGGGACUUCCUGGCUGGGGAAAUUGGGCAAAUACGCGUACAAUCUCGCAACCUGUCGACGAAAGACCGAAAAUUCGUGCGGAAGAGCGAAAACGGAAACGAGUUCAUAUCGCGGAAGAACCGAAAAACAAUUACCAAGUACAGGAAGUGCCAUUCCCCUUUACGAGUGUAGCGGAUUACGAGUCCUCGAUCCGCACAAAUUUCUCACAAGAGUUUAAUUCGCGACGAGUUCAUCAAAUUUUGUCCAAAUCCAAGAAGAAAGUCGACAUGGAGCUGGAGGAAUGUUAA